Molecule: messenger RNA, 3117 nt
Organism: Arabidopsis lyrata subsp. lyrata
Lineage: Eukaryota; Viridiplantae; Streptophyta; Magnoliopsida; Brassicales; Brassicaceae
Product: probable E3 ubiquitin ligase SUD1
Exons: 8
Coding region: 176-2821 (881 amino acids)
Cellular component (GO): endoplasmic reticulum membrane
Molecular function (GO): zinc ion binding
Source: RefSeq, a predicted model, not a curated record
AUUUAGUCGGAUAACAAUAAACUGCGAUAGACCGACCCUUUUAGCUCGGCGUUGUGAAUUGGCGGGAGCUUAGUGUGACCCUUCUCCUCAAUAUCACCGUGGGUCGGCGUAAUCCGAGUCACUGAGUUGACUCGCUGCACCGAGUUGAAGCUCGCUACGUUGUUCCUAGUUCUCCAUGGAGAUUUCCUCCGCCGAAUCGUUGUCCAUCUCUGGCGCAACCGCCUCUGAGGUCGUCUCGGAGCCUUCGGUAUCUUCUUCGUCAUCCUCCUCGCGCCUGUCUGCUUCGUCGCCGAAUCAGGCCUCUUCCACCGCUUUCUCCACCAUGGAUCACGCAUUUGCUACGGUGGCAGUUGAAGAUGAGGAGGACUUGUGCAGGAUUUGCAGAAUUCCUGGGGAUACGGACAAUCCGCUUCGGUAUCCGUGCACCUGCCGCGGGAGCAUCAAAUUUGUUCACCAGGAUUGCCUCCUUCAGUGGCUUAAUCACUGCAAAGCUCGUCACUGCGAGGUUUGCAAACAUCCUUUUUCAUUCUCCCCAGUGUAUGCUGAAAAUGCUCCAACAAGGCUCCCUUUCCAGGAGUUUGUAGUUGCCAUUGCCACGAAACUUUUCGGUGUUUUACACUUCUUUCUGCGGUUGAGCUUCCUGAUUUCGGCCUGGUUUAUCACUAUUCCUUAUAUCACAUUUUGGGUAUGGCGAUUGGCUUUUGUACGGAGUUUUGGUGAAGCUCAGCGGUUGUUCUUAAGUCACAUCUCCACCACAGUAAUUCUCACUGAUUGUUUGCAUGGGUUCUUACUGUCGGCAACAAUUUACUUCUUUUACUUUGGAGUAAUUAUACUAAAGGUGAUCUUUAGGCGUUUGCGAGAGCUAAGGGGGCAAGAAGAGAGAGACGAUGAAGUGGACAGAAAUGGUGCUCGUGCUGUCAGAAGACCUGCUGGACAGGCUAAUAGGAAUCUUGCGGGAGAGGAGAAUUGCGAAGAUGCUGGGGAUCAGGGUGCUGCGGUUGGUCAGAUUGUUAAUAGGAACCCUGAAAAUGUUCUUGAAAGGUUGGGCAUACAAGCAGUUCGUAUCGAGGCUCAGGUUGAACAGAGUUUUCAUGGUUUGGACGACGCUGAUGGUGAAGAAGAAGCUGUAUCAUCCCUCCUUAAACAGUUCUCGGCAGCAAUGAGGCAUCUGAUGACUAUGCUCAAAGCUACCUGUUUUUAUGUCUACUUCUUAGGGGUCUUCCCUCUGAUGUGUGGGUGGUCGCUAGAUAUUUGCACGGUUGGGAUGUUUGGUAAAACAAUGUCCCACAGAGUACAGUUUUUAUCAACUUCUCCAUUGGUAAGCUCACUUCUUCAUUGGGUUGUUGGAUUCAUGUACCUCAUGUUUACAAUGAUCUUCGAAAGCCUUCUUCGAGAGGUUCUUCGACCUGGAGUUUUGUAUUUCCUUGAUUAUCUUGAAGAUCCUAAUGUCGAUCCGUUCCAAGAUAUGAUUGAUGAUCCAGUACACAAGCAAGCUCGGAAGGUUCUGUUAGAAACUGCAGUGUAUGGAAGUUUGAUUGUCAUGCUGGUAUUUUUGCCAGUCAAACUUGCGAUCCGGAUGGCUCCUUCAAUCUUUCCACUCGACAUAUCUGUAUCCGACCCAUUCACUGAGAUUCCAGCCGACAUGCUUCUGUUACAAAUAUGCAUACCAUUUGUUAUCAAACAUUUCAGAUUCCAGACCUCAAUUAAGUCCCUUCUACGUUACUGGUUCACUGGUGUUGGUUGGGCGCUUGGUUUGACAGACUUCCUCUUGCCAAGACCAGAGGACAACAUUGGUCAGGACAAUGGAAACGGUGAACCAGGAAGGCAGAACAGAGUACAAGUAUUGCAGGUCGGUAGACCAGAUAGGCCCAUGGCUGUUCUUCCAGCAGCUGGUGACCCUAACAGAAGUCGCCUAUGUGCUGGGAGUGUCAACACGGGUGAGGAAUAUGAAGAUGAUGAAAAACAAUCUGAUUCAGACAGGUACAACUUUGUGGUCCGGAUAAUCCUCCUACUUGUUGCAUGGGUGACUCUUCUUCUCUUCAAUUCGGCAUUGAUAGUUGUACCAGUUUCGGUUGGACGUACUCUAUUCAGUGUCAUCCCAAUUCUCCCAACAACUCAUGGCAUCAAAUGCAAUGACCUGUAUGCUUUUGUCAUUGGCACAUAUGCCUUGUGGACUACCAUAUCUGGGGCCACGUACGCUAUUGAGCAUGUCAAGUCGAAGAGGACUUCAGUCUUGCUUAACCAAAUAUGGAAAUGGUGUGAGAUUGUUUCCAAGAGCUCGGUGCUGUUAGCCAUAUGGGUUUUUAUCAUUCCGGUGCUAAUUGGACUUCUGUUUGAGCUUUUGGUUAUUGUCCCAAUGAGAGUCCCAGUUGAUGAAAGCCCUGUCUUCCUCCUGUACCAAGACUGGGCUCUUGGGCUCAUCUUUUUGAAGAUCUGGACUAGACUGGUAAUGCUGGACCAUAUGCUUCCUAUAGUGGAUGAUAGCUGGAGAGCAAAGUUUGAGAGGGUAAGAGAAGAUGGCUUCACAAGGCUUCAAGGGUUAUGGGUACUUGGAGAGAUUGUGUUCCCGAUUGUGAUGAAACUCCUAACAGCUUUAUGCGUGCCUUAUGUCCUGGCGAGAGGCGUGUUUCCAAUGCUCGGCUAUCCGCUAGUAGUGAACUCGGCGGUCUACAGAUUCACAUGGAUAGGCUGUCUCUCGGUGAUCUUCUUCUGCUUCUGGUUCAGAAACCUUCACAACUCCAUCCGUGAUGACCGUUAUCUCAUUGGUCGGAGACUCCAUAACUUUGGGGAAUCUGCUUUGGCUAAUCAAAACCAGAAGUGAGGAUGCAGGAGGUGGUGUCUUGAUAGGACGUGAGGGAGAUGGUUAUAAUUGAAUUAGGUUCAGAGCCUCAGACGUGCAAUCCAACAAGAAGUUUAGACAGAGAAAAUAGUCAUUUGUCAAACUUAAUCGGAAACUGUUCACUGAGAGUCGUUUUGACUUACGCUUGGAAAGAUUUAUUAGUCUAUGUGUAUCCGUUGAUCCUUUUUUUCCUUUCUGUGUAUAUUCCUUGUGUGUUUGUUUUGUUAUUCUUUUGGAAAAGAUUGGGUAUUGGAAAAUCUCUCCCUCAUUUUUAUGUU